This is a messenger RNA of Aspergillus steynii IBT 23096, 1683 nucleotides long. Its product is annotated as arylsulfatase. NCBI's taxonomy places the organism in Eukaryota, Fungi, Ascomycota, Eurotiomycetes, Eurotiales, Aspergillaceae. The coding region runs from base 1 to 1683 and encodes 560 amino acids. Gene Ontology annotation, molecular function: arylsulfatase activity. The record is from RefSeq and is a predicted model, not a curated record. The transcript has 2 exons.
AUGACCCGUCCUAACUUCCUGAUCAUCGUCGCUGACGACCUCGGAUACAGCGACAUUGGCCCCUUCGGCUCGGAAAUCGACACUCCAGCCCUUGAUUUCCUCGCAAAGACAGGGACUUGUCUCACCAAUUUCCACACAGCGUCGGCUUGCUCGCCUACCCGGUCGAUGCUGUUCUCCGGCACAGACAAUCACAUUGCCGGGCUGGGCCAGAUGGCAGAACAUAUGGGGAACUCGCGCAUCUAUCAGAAUCGCCCGGGGUAUGAAGGAUACUUGAAUUUCCGCGUGGCCGCACUGUCGGAAGUAUUGCAGGACGGGGGAUAUUUCACGACGAUGUCGGGAAAGUGGCAUCUCGGUCUCUCCCAAGACACUUCUCCCAGCGCCCGUGGCUUCGAGAAAAAUCUCUCCUUCUUGCCAGGAUGCGGCAACCACUUCAACUACGAGCCACAACUCGAGCACGCAGCCGACGGCAUCCUCGCGCCCAUGCAGUCGCGCGAUUUCUGGAUGCAAGACGACGCCUUCAUCGAUCGGACCACCGACCUGCCCGAGCCGUUCUACUCAACCACCACCUUCACAGACCGCCUAUUAGACUCGCUCCGAGGACGUGACGAGAGCGACCACAGGCCUUUUUUCGCCUACCCGCCUUUCACGGCACCCCAUUGGCCCUUGCAGGCACCACGCGACAUCAUCGACAAGUAUCGCGGCAAGUAUGAUGCCGGACCGGGUGCUCUUCGACGACAAAGACUGCAGGAACUGGUCCGACUGGGUCGUGUGGAUAAAAGUGUCCUAGACGCCCAGCCCCAGGAGCUGAAUCAGGAGUGGGAGUCACUCAGUGCGAGCGAGCGGGCCUCGUCGUCACGCAAAAUGGAGAUCUUCGCUGCAAUGGUGGACCUGAUUGACAUGAACAUUCAGCGUGUCAUCGACCACCUAGCAUCGACGAACGAGCUUGACAAUACAUUCGUGCUCUUCAUGUCCGACAAUGGUGCCGAGGGCGCAAUGCUAGAAGCUCUGCCAGUCAUGGGCCCCUCGGGAACCCUAGCUUCCAUAAUCGACAAGUAUUACGACAAUUCACUCCCCAACAUGGGAAACGCGGACUCUUUUGUCUGGUACGGACCGGGAUGGGCAAGCGCGGCGAUGGCGCCCUCGAGAGGUUUCAAGACGUGGAUUACGGAAGGCGGCAUACGGUGUCCAUGUGUGGUGCGGCAUCCGCCAUUGUUUGGAACAAAGUCUGGAUCUGAGGCAGGGGUAGGGAAGCAGACGAACUCGUUUGCCACGGUCAUGGAUAUCUUCCCAACGAUGUUGGAACUGGCAGGUGUGAAUUUACCGGGGGCGUCGUUUCGAGGGAGGGAAGUGGUUCCUGUGCGAGGCUCCUCGUGGGUUCCGCAUCUGUCAGGUGAGAAGGCCGACUUCCAUGAGGGCGAAGAAGGCGAAGGUUAUAUCACGGGCUGGGAGCUGUUUGGACUGCGUGCCAUUCGCCAAGGGGCGUGGAAGGCAUUGUAUAUGGCUCCCCCGCGCGGCAAGGACCGAUGGGAAUUGUACAAUGUGGAACGGGAUCCUGGAGAGCUGGAGGACUGCACGGAGACGGAACCGGAGAUCCUGCAGAGGUUGAUUGAGCACUGGGAGGUCUAUUAUGCGGAGACUGGGAUGUUUGAUCCUGGCCAGGAGUUUCCGAUUACGAAAUGCUGA